AUGUCUUUGAAACUUGUAUCAUGGGAAUUUGAGAUAUUUGGAAAAGUGCAAGGGGUGUUUUUUAGAAAAUGUACUCAAAAACAAGCCAAAUUACUUGGAAUUACAGGGUGGAUCAAGAACACUUCCAGGGGAACAGUUAAAGGAGUCAUUGAAGGCCCAACCAAAAAAAUUGAAGAAAUCCAAACAUGGCUACAAACUCAAGGGAGCCCAAAGUCCAAUAUUGUGAAAGCUCUAUUUCAUAACAAGCAAGAAAUUUGUAACAGAAACUUUGACACUUUUGCAAUAAAAUAUUAAA
Molecule: messenger RNA, 295 nt
Organism: Aethina tumida (small hive beetle)
Lineage: Eukaryota; Metazoa; Arthropoda; Insecta; Coleoptera; Nitidulidae
Product: acylphosphatase-1-like
Exons: 2
Coding region: 1-294 (97 amino acids)
Molecular function (GO): acylphosphatase activity
Source: RefSeq, a predicted model, not a curated record